AAAGUGAUUUUGUAUCUUGUGCAGGGUUCGACGUGUAUGGGAUGCUCGGUUCAUUCGGUGAGCUUUAUUCUCGGAUCCUUUCUGAUGCGAAAGGUGUGUAAGAAGCAUAGUGGGAGAUAAUAAAAAAGAUAAACAAACUCUUCGGUAUAUCUGGAAUCAAUUUUGUUGGUGACUUUUCCGCACCGCUUGAGCCAUGUCAGGGCGUCUACGACUUUUAAUUGGAAAAGGUGCUGGGCAGAAAUCCAGCAGGAUUUAAUGGUGUUUCGACAUGGAUAGGGAUCUACAGUUCUUGGCCAUUCAUUCGUUUUGAAGCAUGUGCGCGGCUGGAUUUGCAACGAAGGUAAUGCUGCGCUUUCCAACGCCGGAGAAGGUUAUGGUCAUUACUGAUUGUGAACGCAUGGAGGCGAGGAGGCGAGAGGGAAUUCCUCAUACCGCAGGACUGUUGCAGUGGUUCAACUUUUCUGCUGAUUCGGCCGUUUCAGCAUUUCAGGAUUCCAGAGCUAUGGCAGAUGUGAUAUAGCAAGUGUACGAUGUGACGAACACCACGAACAUGCCAAAACAAACUCAUGGACAGUGAUAUCGGUGUUAGUGGUGUCGUUCAUGGCGGUGAAGAUCACAUCACCACUAAACUCAGAUUCGGUGCUUUGAGGGGGGUAUUCCCGAAUUUUAUGUGGAUGCCAUACGAUCUGAUCAUAAGAAGCUUUGUCCUGACGUGUCUCGAGACCGUCUUAUGCCCCGUUUUUUCUUUUUCUAUUUCUUCUUUUACUGUUGGCAGGAGCCCAUUAACAGACAUGGGGCGGGGAGACAGUUGUGCACGAGAUUAUUCUAGCGUGCGUGAGGUUCAUAGGUUUGCAGGUGUCGGUGAUGCAGCUUUUCAAGCCUCCGAAAGCACCAUGUCAAAUGCAAAAAAACCAUCCAAAAUUAUUUCUGGACACUGGGUGGAUCUCAUGUGCUUUGCAUUUCCAGAUUAUUGUAAGCAAGACCACCCAGACAAUCUCCUACUUUAUUAACUAUCUGAAGAGUAUGUUGCUCAUUGUUGCAAAUGCUGUUGCAUGCAUGGUUUCGCAUAUUAAACUGAAGACUGAUUUGGUGCUUUAUGCUGAAAACUAUAAUUGUGAAGUGUUGUGAUAGCUAAACCUGAUAUCUUCGUUUGUUCUAGCAUUGUGUGCUAUAGGUAUGAAUAAGAACAAAAAGAUUACACUGUUACUAGAACUUUGUUGUACGUUAAGAUUAUAAAGCUUGCUUUCAGAUAGACUCGAGAAUUUCGAACAAGCUUAUCAUAUUAUAUUAUAUUAGUAUGUCUAAUAUAAAGAGAGCCAAUACAGAUUAUUUCACACUACUCAUUUCGGACAAGCUUAUCAAAGUAUUAGUUGUUGAUAGCUGAAAAGAGUAUCAGUGUGAAAUCUGUAUUGGCUCUCUUUAGAUUAUUCUAAAAUGGGUUUUGGCCUCCACUAAUUGGAGGCAAUCUUAACUUGAUUACACUCGAAAUGGCAUUUGGAACCAAUCUUGAAUUUUGUUGAUAGAAAAUUUUCGGAAUGUAUAGAAAUGUAUUUAUAUUUGAUAUAUCAGGAUAUGUUCUUU
Physcomitrium patens is the source of this 1581-nucleotide messenger RNA. The record is from RefSeq and is a predicted model, not a curated record. NCBI's taxonomy places the organism in Eukaryota, Viridiplantae, Streptophyta, Bryopsida, Funariales, Funariaceae.